AUGGGAAGUUUGAUAACCACUGUAUAAAAUUCUCCUAUUCCAGAACCAAACAAAAAGAUUAUUUCCUGUAUAUUAUUAUAGCCUUAUAGCUUUAUAGUACCAAUUGGAAAAGUAAGGACACUGCACAAAGGAUUUCAAAUGCUUUGCGAAUCAUUUGCAAUAAAUUAAAAAGAGUUUGAAUAGAUAUUCGCAUUAGAUGAGUCUGUAUUUGCACUAUGGGAUUCAGAUUCAAAUGAAUAGAAGAUAAAAUCAGAUGUAAUUAACAUCAUUAACUCAAGUUUAGUUUUGUUUGAAUUUUUCGACUUUAAUGAUAACAAUUAUCUUGAGGAAGAUGAUUUGUAAUUUUUAGCUAACACUUGCAUUGGAGCAUCGUUUAAAAUAUUUUCUAUUGGGGGUUUGGGAUAAAGCAAUUAUGAGACGAACGUAUAAACAUAAGAAACUAAUGAGAGAAUGCUUAAAUUAAUAAAGGAGUCUUUUCCAGAUGGAAUGAGGAUCCAUAUCUCAGACAUGCUUAAAUGGGCAUCUGGUACUUAGGAUAUUAAAGAGUUCUUUACAGUAGUUGAGAUAAUGAAUCAGAAUAACACUGUUGCUUGA
Molecule: messenger RNA, 594 nt
Organism: Stylonychia lemnae
Lineage: Eukaryota; Ciliophora; Spirotrichea; Sporadotrichida; Oxytrichidae
Source: the annotation of a GenBank genome assembly